Messenger RNA from Indicator indicator, 921 nucleotides. RefSeq names its product calponin 2 (gene CNN2). NCBI's taxonomy places the organism in Eukaryota, Metazoa, Chordata, Aves, Piciformes, Indicatoridae. Gene Ontology annotation, molecular function: actin binding. The record is from RefSeq and is a predicted model, not a curated record. The transcript has 7 exons. Gene Ontology annotation, biological process: actomyosin structure organization. The coding region runs from base 1 to 921 and encodes 306 amino acids.
AUGAGCAGCAAUCAGUUCAACAAGGGUCCGUCCUAUGGCCUCUCCGCCGAGGUCAAGAACCGGCUGGCCCAGAAGUAUGACCCACAGAAGGAGGCAGAGCUGCGGACGUGGAUCGAGAGCGUGACAGGGCAGCAGAUAGGACCUGACUUCCAGAAGGGGCUGAAGGAUGGAGUCAUCCUCUGCGAGCUGAUGAACAGGCUGCAGCCCAACUCGGUGAAGAAGAUCAACCGCUCAGCGCAGAACUGGCACCAGCUCGAGAACCUCUCCAACUUCAUCAAGGCCAUGGCCAGCUAUGGCAUGAACCCUGUGGACCUCUUUGAAGCCAACGACCUCUUUGAAAGUGGGAACCUGACGCAGGUGCAGGUGUCCCUGCUGGCACUGGCAGGCAUGGCCAAGACAAAAGGGCUGCAGAGCGGAGUGGACAUCGGAGUGAAGUACUCAGAGAAGCAGCAGAGGAACUUCGAUGAGGCCAAGAUGAAGGCUGGGCAGUGUGUGAUCGGGCUGCAGAUGGGCACAAACAAAUGUGCCAGCCAGUCUGGCAUGACAGCCUACGGCACCAGGAGGCACCUCUACGACCCCAAGAACCAGAUCCUGCCACCCAUGGACCACUCCACCAUCAGCCUCCAGAUGGGCACCAACAAGUGUGCCAGCCAGGUGGGCAUGACAGCUCCUGGCACCCGCAGACACAUCUACGACUCCAAGCUGGGGACGGAGAAGUGCGACAGCUCCUGCAUGUCCCUGCAGAUGGGCUCCAACCUGGGUGCCAACCAGAGUGGCCAAGUCUUCGGCCUCGGCCGCCAGAUCUACGACCCCAAAUACUGCCCACAGGGCAACCAGGGCGAGGUGGCCAACGCCACCUGCGAGCAGAGCGGGGACCCCCCUGAGUACCACUACUACAGGGAGGAGGAGGAGAGCUACUGA